Messenger RNA from Aspergillus puulaauensis, 2316 nucleotides. RefSeq names its product BOD1/SHG1 domain-containing protein. The transcript is spliced from 2 exons. NCBI's taxonomy places the organism in Eukaryota, Fungi, Ascomycota, Eurotiomycetes, Eurotiales, Aspergillaceae. The record is from RefSeq and is a predicted model, not a curated record. Bases 1 to 2316 code for a protein of 771 amino acids.
AUGGAUGGAUCAGUGGAGGCUCCAGAACCCCAGAUUAAUGGCGUGAAGCGACCGUCGCUCGAUGUCGAGAGUUUGCAGCGCAAGAAGUUCAAGACCGAAGAGCUGCCCUUGACUUCGGCGCAACACGAAGUGGUCGACGAGUUGCUGCACAGCUUCAAGAAAAAGGGAGGCUUCGAUCAUAUUCGCAAGAAGGUCUGGUCGGAAUUUCAUGAUGGUGAGGGAAAAGUCGAAUUUACGAACCUACUCACCGACUUAGCUGAGUCCGAGAUCGAGCGCGAACCUCAACUUCUUUCUAGAGAACAGGGCAAGGCCGCAACCUUGAUUGAGGGUGCUGUGGACCGCAGCGAUGUGUAUAAGACGGUCGAGAAGAGUUUGGAUGCGCUGGCCGCACAACACCUCCCGACUAUCCUAGAGUCCAUUCGCGAUAUUCGUCGCCAUGAUAUCGGCGAUGAGCGCGCCCGUCGCGAAGAGAUAGCGGGGAGUACGGUCGAUGAGGAUUAUGCUAAUAUUGUGAAGGCCAAACGCGACGAGCGUGAAAAGAUCUGGCAGGAAGAAGAACGCAAACGAAUAGAAAUUGAGGAAGAAGAGGAGCGGCGGAGGGAGGAAGAGGAACGGAAGCAGCGCGAAAUCCAGCGUCAAAAAGACGAUGAAGAGCGAGCUAGGAAGCGCGAGCGUGAUGAAAAAUGGCGUGCAGAACAGCGGGCUCUGGAUGAGCAACGAGAAAAAGAGCGCCAGGAACGGUACGAGCGACGGCGACGUGAAGACCGGGAUAGGUAUCGGGAUUGGGGAUAUCGUGACCGAGAUCGCAGCCGCACAAGGGACAAGGACUUGGAUAGAGAUCGUGAUAGGGACAGGGACAGGGACAGGGACCGAGAUCACCCUCGUUACCGUGACCGCUCCCCCGGCUACCGCUCCGAUCGUGGUGUAUCACCUCAUAUCAAAGACUCCCGAAACGAGAAAACUCCAGUAUCGAAAGAACCUACUCCCCCGCCAGCGCCCGUGGAUGAGAAGGCUUUGGAAGAGGCCGCCUUGCAGCUCCUCCUGAAGGAAGGCGAAGAAUUAGCCGCGAAGGCCCGACAAAAGCCGGAGUUCGAUUUCGAGGAAGCCGAGGCGAUUGAAAACGGACUGAAGCCAACGACAAACAAACCUAAGGAGGCCUCGGAGUCGAAGUUCUCUAAUACUCCUACUAAAUCAGGCAGUCCAGCUGUUGACCCAGAACAUAGCCGUCGGCGUGGAUCAACAGUGGCCGACGGCCGAAGCCGGAGGCGCGAUGAGAGCCGCAGCCGUUCGAGAAGGAGAGGAUCGCGAUUUGAUGAUGACCGUAACGUCCGAUCACGGGAUGCAUCUAACAGACCCCGAGACCGUGAUUCAGACAGUAAAGUCCCAAUUCGCGACUACCGGGCGGACCGCUACGGUGAUCGAAGCUAUCGACCAAACCGCCGCAGUAGGAGCCGGUCUACCGCUCGGACUUACGACAGAGACCGUGACCGCGACCGUGAUCGCACAGAUCGGGACAGGGAUAGAGACCGGGACUGGGAUAGGGACAGAAGGUCAGACCGAGACCGAGACCGUAUACGAGAUGACCGGGAUAGAGAUGAUGACCGCCGUCGGGACCGAAGUCGCGAUCGUGGUAGGGAUAGACCGGCCUAUGAUAGUUAUCGCCGGCGAUACAGCCACUAUUCUCGCUCACCGUCACGUCCGCGCUCACCCCAUCGGGACCGAGAUCGUGACAGGGUACGAGAAAGGGAAGGAGACAGGGAUAAGUCAAGAGAACGAGAGAGGGACCGGGAAAGAGAUCGGGUUCGAGAUAGGGACAGAUCGAGAGACAGAGAGAGAGAUAGAAAUCGUGAACGGGAGCGAGAGCGCGACAGGGAUAGGCCAUCUGAGAGAGACAGAGAGAGAGAACGAGACAGAGACAGGACUAGCGAUCGUGACCGUGAUCGUGAUCGGACAGAGAAGGACAACGAUCGCGAGCGAGACCGUGACCGUGACCGCGACAGAGAUCGAGAUCGCGGCAGGGACAGGGAAAGAAAGCCCUCUACUUCACCACGCCGUCGUUCCCGUUCUCGACGGCACUCUCCAAGCAUGCUCGACAUCGACCGCUACGUCCCAUCUACCAGCCAUCGAAGCCGUUCUCCGCGUCGACGGUUCCGGUCCCCAGAGCGCCCUGAGGAGCGGUCUCGUGGCUUCAUUGAGAUAGACCGGUAUAUGCCGGGCGGAGGAGAGCGAGAUCGAGAGAAUCCGCGCGAUCCGAAUCAGAAGGCGCAGAGUUGGCGGCCUGGCAAUGCAGACGAGAAGACCUCAUCAAGGGAGUAG